Cygnus olor (mute swan) is the source of this 8107-nucleotide messenger RNA. RefSeq names its product NKD inhibitor of WNT signaling pathway 1 (gene NKD1). The record is from RefSeq and is a predicted model, not a curated record. Lineage: Eukaryota; Metazoa; Chordata; Aves; Anseriformes; Anatidae. Gene Ontology annotation, molecular function: calcium ion binding. Gene Ontology annotation, biological process: negative regulation of Wnt signaling pathway. The coding region runs from base 313 to 1731 and encodes 472 amino acids. The transcript is spliced from 10 exons. Gene Ontology annotation, cellular component: cytoplasm.
GGCUGCCUGCAAGUGGUCUAAUCUCAAUGAGGUGUCAAUCAUGUUCCCCGGUGGGUGAAGUAAGGUCUUUUGUAACCGCCUCUGUCUUUGGGAAAGAGAGGAGAGAGGAGGAAGAGCGGAGCGGAGAGGGGACGCCGGACCGGGCUGCAGGAGGGGAGCUGAAAUUCGCUCUUGCUUUAGCAGGGAGAAGUGGAGCGCAUGGAUUUUUAAGCACGCUGGGAUUUUAUACAUCUACAAAAAUAACAACAACAACAGAACCUGACCCUACUGAAAGCAGUCAAAUGAAUCGUAAUUGCAGAUCAAUGCAGAGAAAUGGGGAAACUUCACUCGAAACAUGCUGCCGUUUGUAAACCCAGAGAAAGUCCGGAAGGUGAUAGUUUUGCGGUGAACGCCUCUCUGGCUCGCAAAGGGCUGGAGGACUGGAUGGUGAAGCAGAAAUACUCCGGGGGCAGCGGCAGCAGCAGCGGAGGCAGCAGCUCGGGACUCCAAGGCUGCCAACACCGGACUGUUUGCAGGCUCUCCAGCGGCAGGGAUUUAUCUGGGGAAAGCUACAGAGACACUAUUGGUGAUGAGCACUUUCAUCUAGAAGUGGCUUUGCCUCCAGAGAAGACAGAUGGAGUUUGCAGUGGAGAUGAAAAGAGAGCAGAAAAAGAAAAUGACACACGCACAGGUUCCAAGAAGCAACUAAAAUUUGAAGAAUUGCAAUGUGAUGUGUCUGUAGAGGAAGAUAACAGGCAAGAAUGGACCUUCACACUGUAUGACUUUGAUAACAACGGAAGAGUCACACGCGAGGAUAUUACCAGCUUGCUUCAUACCAUCUAUGAGGUAGUUGAUGCGUCAGUAAACCAUUCUCCUAGUUCCAGUAAAACCCUGCGAGUGAAACUUACUGUGGCACCAGAUGGCAGCCAGAAGAAAAAAAGUAUCUUGUUAAAUCAUACUGAUUUGCAGAAUGCCAGGCAUAGAGCCGAAAGCAAAGCCAAUGAAGAAUUAAGAAGCUCUGAAAAGAAGCAGCGGGCUUCUCUCAGAUAUCACCAGAGUGAGAACAAUCCAGAGCAAAGUGGGUGCUAUCGUCAUUGUGUUGAUGAGAACAUUGAAAGGAGAAACCACUAUUUGGAUCUUGCAGGAAUAGAAAACUACACAUCAAAGUUUGGGCCAGGAUCUCCUCCAGCAGCUCAAAAACAUGACCCACCAAGCAGAGUUGUGAGUCAGACUAGAUCCCGUUCUCAUGAACCUGAAACCUUCCAUGCUCACCAUAGGAAAUCUCAAGUGGUGGAUCCGAGCCACAUCAAUCUAGCUGAGAGUUCAUAUGCCAAGAUUGCAGAAAUUCAACAGAGGCUCCGGAACCAGGAAUCAAACAAGCACUUUGUGAGGUCUCCCAAGGCCCAGGGCAAAAAUGUUGCUCCUGUGCAUCCUGGAAGGGCAGUAAGAAACAAACCUUUUCAAGGGGGGCCCAUGCCAAUGGCUUCCCCAAGUGCACGGGUGGGACAGAAUCUUCCUUACCUCCCCUUGCAGUCUCAACAGGUUCACAAGAAGCAUAAGCAGAGGGCAAAGGAGAAUCACCAGAUGUGCAAAACCUUCCAGUCUCCAGGGACAGUUGUGGAAAAGGAACAUGUGAGAGACCUGCCCACAGUCAUUUUGUAUGAAGGCCAAGUCGGACAAAUGAUACAGAGGCAUGAACACCACCACCACCACGAGCAUCACCACCACUACCAUCAUUUCUACCAGACAUAAAACAGAUCCCACCAACAUCCUCCGGGAAUCAUCCCAUAUGAAGGAAGCACAUUCUUGUGACACCAGAACUAAGGCAUUACUAUGAUUAAUAUUAUUGUUACUCCAUUAAUAUUCAGCUAGCAUUUCUUUUAGAGGUUAUACGGAACUCUUGAAACUUACCCUAUUUAUAUGUUGUGGAACUGCAUAGCUUACUUAAAACAACUUGUGGUUUUUUUUUUUUUAAGUGGCUUGUAAAACAGCAAACAGCCAUAGAUUUUGAGCUGUGAUUUAAUGCAGGUCGUCAACGCACUUCUUUACAAGUACUACUUCCAUUGUAGAAGGAAAGAUACUUCAAACACUAUUGCAGACAUCUAGCUUACCAGUCUGCUGUAUGCCGGCUGAUCGCACACAAGCCUUUUAUCAGGGGAGCAAUGUUCGAAGGUUUGGACUCCAGAGAUGCUCAGAAUAACAGAAAAUACAAACAGCUGCUACCUCUAGUAUUAUUCAGAUUUUAUUUUCUUUUUAUUGAUUGUAAUGUGCUACAGGGGAAAAUUUAAUAUACUGCAUUCAUGUAGCCUGUUUGUGUUCACAUCCUUUCAAAUUAUCUUAAUUGCAAAGAAACAUUAGCUAUACUUGUCAACAGAGCUACAUUUGUAUGACUUACACUUUAUUUUCUUUGAGACUCUUCACUGACACAAGUACAGCCUGUUAUAUACUAGGUUAUAUUUAAAUACACUUCCUUUAUUUUAGUGGUUUAUUUUUUCUUUUUUUUUUUUUUUUUCUCUUGUUUACUCUCCAUUCUGUUUGGGGUAACUAUUUGAAAAGAGGAGGAUGUGAAAUGAUGUUUUCAAAACCAUCAGUAGACUUAGUGCUUGGGCCAUAAGUAUAAUUCAUGGGGGGUUGGGAAGGAGAGGGGUUGUUUGGGGGGUUUGUUUUGUUUAAAUCCACAGUUCUUUUUUUUGAGAAAGAAUUGAGGAAAAUAUACUUUCUCACUUUAAAUGUUGGCAAAUAUAUAUAAAAUAUAAAUAUAAAUAUAUAUAUAUAAAUAUGCACACUCUCAGGUACAUUUUGUUGUGUUUUAGAAAUCUGUGGUUUGAAUAUUAACAUAAUUUUUUUUUCCCAUAAUAGUGACAUUUUGAAACACAUGCCAUGGCAUUUUCUUAGUUGCCUCUGAUUUAAAUUUCCCCAGCGCCUACCAGUUUGUGCUUCUGCCAUUUCAGAGAAAAUUCAGCAUGUGAAAAAAUAACGUUCACAGUCAUUCUGGCCUCUUCUACUUUUUUCGUAUCAAAGGGCUUCCAUUCCAUGAAGGAGAUUGAGACCAUACUUACAAGACCUUACUGGCUGCUGAGAAAUUUGAAGGUCAAAAGCAAAUUGGAAAAGUGAAAAAAGGGUCAGUACAUUCAAGUUUUACUUUCUAUGGGGCCCAGAUCUAUAAUCCAUUCAGUUGGGUUUUGUACAGAUCACUACUUUGCAGGUAGAAAGUGACUGAAAAAUGCCUACGUUGCUUUUGGAACUUUGAAGUAGAGAACUCAUCAUAAAAAUAUAACUGUUCUAUCAAACAUAUUUGCGUUUCGUUCUAAUUAUUUUAAAUGUUGUGGUAUUUUGCCUAUAGUAUAUAUUGUAAAAUGUAACUAUCCCACAUUGUUUUAAGACCUUUAUAAUUAUUAUUUUUUCUGACUAGAGUUUUCAUCAGUCCAAAAUGGAGUAUUACCUUACUGCUGACCAAUUUUAGAGGGAUGUUGCCCUUUCUAAGAACAUGGAGACAUCAACUUUUAAAGAAAAAGUUGAAAGCCUUGCUUUCUUGUGAAAUUGGAAUAGAAUCACUGCUUCUUGGUAAUUAGGUCCAUCUUUUGUCUCUCUGAAUCAGCAGUUGUUUAGGCUUAUUGUCCUCUUUAAAAAAUCUGGUUUAUUUUAUUUUUUUUAAGCUGUCAACAGUGUGUUCUGUUAAAUCUAACAAAAUGUUUUUAAAAUGUGUUUGAUCUGUGUGACAACUAUACUGUUCUGUUUAUUUUUUAAAUUCCUAAAGUCCAAAAAUAUUUAUAUGCAGAACUCUCUGUAUUGAAAAUAUGAAAAGGCCACAAAUUUGGUUAGUUACCACUGAGUUGUUCUAGUCUAAGCCUUUUUUGCUGCUUGUGUAUCAUUCUUUUUCAAUGUAUAUAUAAUUAUGGACUGCAAAAAAAAAAAAAGGCAUUUAUAUGUCUAGUAGAAGGAAUAAGCUUAUUUAUAUUAUAGUGUUAACAAAGUCUGAUGUAUUCAAGUGACUUACGUUAUACCGCAUGCAAACACACAAGUGUACAUUCCAUCUAAGAAGGGAUGCCAUGCUAUUUGUUUUGAAAACAUAAUUAAAGCUGUUCUCUUUUCAGUAGAGCAUAUGCCAGAAAGACUGGGAGGUGGGAAUUGUUUCCUAGUCCAUUUUUCUAAUGCAGAACACUGCUGAAAACAAGAAAAUGUUCUGGAAAACUAGAGUGCUUUCAGAGCUGUGGUGUUUUCUACAAAAUGGCUGCAAAGGGGCAUAAAUGCUCUCUCACCCAAAGAUAUUUUUGCUAGAAAAGAUAACAGCACUAAUAACAAAAUCCCAUCUGAUUGAAAAGUGUGCAGUACUAGCCGUGCAAGUGAGCUUUGAAAUGCAACACAACUGACCAUUGGAUAUAACCUUAAGUUGAUUUGUUUGGUUUUAUUAUAUUUGGAGAUUCAAAAGGCAAAUUCAAACUUGUUUAGAUCCUGUGAAAUACAAACAAAUUUUAAUAACGUGGCAUCCCUGUACUAAAACUUUACACCAGCCAUGUAUGAACAUACAGUAUCUAAAUACUGUGUUGCAGUUGUGUUAUGUGCAUUAAGUGUGAAUAACAUAUAGCACAGUUUCUUUUCACAGAACCCUAAGUUUCCGUAUCUUUUAAAAAUGUUUGCUUUUCAGUAUUUUGUAUAGUAAAUAUAGAUGGUUUUGACUAAAUGCUUUAUUUAUUUAACAGCAAAAACUGUGCCAAGAGAACCCCCUGUUAAUUAAAGUUUUACUAGUUCAGAAAGUAUAUUUCCUUCUUCUUCUUGUGGAUUUCAGGGGCUUAUUGCAAUUGCUGUCAGUGCUUGUAGAUCUCACUGAUGAAAGAACUUGUAUUAACGUUUUUGGGAAUAGGAUCAGGCCAUAAGUUAUGGACUGGGUAUGCUUUGGCUUUGUAAUUAAACUGUCAAGUUUAAAAGUUAAAUUUCUUGUCCCUUAUUAUUAGAGCUGCAUUGAGUAACUGAUUUUUUCAGCUUAUUAAUUCUGAAAACCUUAAAAAAAUAUAAUUUAUUUUGGGUUUCUCAAAAUUGUGGCCAAAUCUAAAUUUAAAAUAAAUUAGUUUCUGGUCAAACAAAACAUUUCAUUUCCAAGGGGAAAAAAUAUAUAAAUAUUGUCACUAUUUAAAAAUAAAAUGGAAUGGCACAAAGUCAUUUCAAAUAAAAACUCCAGCCUUUUCACCUACUUUUUCUGUUUUUACACAAAACAAUUCAACAAAAUGAAGCCAAUCCCCAAAUUUGCACUAUUUGCUGAAGAAAAUUUCAACUGAAAAAUUUUGCUCAACUCUACCAGCUACAAUUUUGAGAAAGCCGGGUUUUUGAAAAUACAGAUUGCUAAGCUCUUCUCACAGCUUCGUGUCCACCUAAUACCAAGUCAACAAAGCUAAAGAUAGCAAAGUAAAAUCUCUAUCCCAGUGAAAUCUGUAGCAAGACUUCCAGAUUAUCACUGGCUUCUGGGUGCCUAUAGUUUCAUUCCAGGAGAAUGGGUUUGAAGUCUAUGUAACGUGCAGGCAGUGAUUUCAGUGUUUAUUUUAAUGCAUCUUACUGGUGAUAGUUCUGUAGUAGCUGAUAGUAAAUGAAAGUUUGUAAGAGAUCAAGCUGGUGAAUUAAUUAAUACUCAUGUCAUUGGAGGAUCUGAAGGCACUUCCACAUGUUUUUCAAACAUCCACAUAUCAUUUAGACACCACUAGGGAUUAACACCCAGUUCUGCCCAUGGAUGGUGAAGUACAGCCUCUCCUGGCAUAUUGGCAGACCAGCCCCUUAAGGCAAAACCAACUUUAAAAGCCACAUUAUCUUUGACCUCUAGAGCUGCCUUCCUACCCUAGUCAUCAUGAGCACAGAACAGCUGGAGUAUACUGUAUAGCUGGAGAAAUAACUUAAUGGAAAAUUUAUAUAUAUAUAUGUGUGUGUGUGUGUGUUUAUACUAAAAUGUGUCCUCUGCUGGCAGUUAGUGACUGCCACAAGAUGGAUUCUGACAGAGGUGAUCUCUUAUUAGUGGGUAACUACUGUGUAUGCUCAACAGUCGACAGGUUGCCACACAAAUGUAUAGGUAUGAUGAAUGCUUACUGUUCUCCACAUGUCAUUGUGUACCUCAAUUAUUGAGUGACAAAUUUCAUUUAUAUUCCAAUUAACAGGAAAGUUAGGCCCCUUGGGGCCUAGGUUACACUUGAGAAAAUUCAUCAUGCUAGAAAAUUUGCAAAAACAUUCAACAUAAUUUUCGCCUGGAGUGUAGGCAAGAAUGUUCAUGUUUGGAAAUAUGUCAGCUAAUCAAGUCUCACCUUUAACUACCUUGAUGCAAUUCAUCAAAAUCUGAAAAUACUUUUUCAAACAUGACUUAUUCAUGCUUUCAGUGGGAACCAAGUCAUAUUCAGCAUCAUGUUGUCGGACUUUUUUUUUUUUUUUAAUAUACCAAGCAGAAACAUAUUAGAAAAUCUAUGAAAUAAAAAUGGAACUUAAUAUGUUUUCUACGCAGCUUCUGGAAGAUUUCUUCUCUAAUGUACUUAGCAGCAAAACCAGCCUCAAUUUAUCACAUAAUGACUUAUUUUCUUCAAUAUUUGACAGCUGUUCAGUUGAUUUGACUUGGAAGGGGGGUGUUUUGGGUAUUUUUUUUUUGCUUGUACACAUUUGAAAUGUGCUAAAAAUGGGCUAAAAGGAACAGAUGUAGAAAAGCAAAUAACUUUAUAUACAAAUUAUUCAGUAGGCAUUGAACUGCAUCUUAUUUGCAGUUUGGAUCACAGUUAUUAAAUAGUGAUGUUUUCAAUGAUGCUUUAAUUUACUUUUGUAUUUCUAUAUAAUUUUAGAUAAUUCAAUCCUACUGAGCUAAAAUGAUAGAAAUUCUGUGGAUGGUAUCUUCUAAUUUCUUUCUUUUAAAAUAUCAGGAUUUAAGAACUAUACAGACGGAUUACUGUGAGGUUUAGAGCUGUGAAAAAAGACUGGCAAGAGAAAGAUGGAAAGAUUUGGGAAGUGUGGGGAUAGUGAAGAACCGUCUACCAGUAGGGGGAAAAACAGCAAAGAGGUAGGAAGAUGUUAUAUGGAGAAGAAACUAUGUUCAUACUACUUUUUUUGAAUCUCUUAUGGUACAUUUAUCACUCACAAAACAGCAACAAUAGUUCAUAGAACAUUUUUCAUGGGGAAAGCUUGAAAGACUGUCUAGAAGAGGUCUAUCUCCAGCGUGCAGCAAGAAGCACCAGGAAGGGAAGUUGCAGAUAAUCACCACCGGGGCUGUGGCAGAAUAAGAAACAAUGUCCUGCGUUCCUGAGUCUCUGCCCAAGCUGAGGGAAUUUUUUUCAGAAGCUGGGGUGUUUCUACAGAUGUUUUCAAUGUUAUUCAGAAUAUGCUUUGAAUAAUAGCAUCAGUUCCUUUUCUUUUUGAUUACAAACACACAUAAGUUGGAAGCUUUGUGCAACACUUGACCAAGUGUAUCCUGUUUUCUAAAUGCUAAGCGCUAACUAUACCUUGGAAAUCUACUGACACAAAGUAUAAUUCUGAUAUCACGUGAAAUGGUAGAUUGGACCAUACUGAUUGUCUCGUUAGCUUGGUAUUUCAGGGUCUGAGAGUAGGAAGUUCUAGAAGUUUCAUAUGAAUGUUGAAGACAAUGUUAAGGGGCUUUAUAAAAUUGGCAAUGGGCAAACAUUAACCUAACAAUAUCAGACAUACUGAUAAUUAUGUGCACUGUGCUUUCUGUUAUUUUUGUUUGUUUGGUUGGUUUUGUUCUGUUGUUGUUGUUUAUUUGUUUGUUUUUUCCAACACACAAAAUGGGGUUUGUGUCUUCCUUUGAGUGCCUAGUCCAUGAUGAGCCUGUACUUUGUGGAUGAAGAUGAGGGGUUCAGAUCCUUCUGGUGCUGAGUGCUUAUUCUUGCACUUAAUCAUUCCCAUUCUGUUCUGCUCAUGAAGUGCAGCACAUUCAGGCUUUGUGAAUUUUCUAAGAAAACACCUCAUCAACUGGGCCAAAUUUGUCUCUAGAUUCACAAAUGGAAGCCAGGAGAACCCCAUGCCUGUCUUUGAAUUUGGACCUUCGAAUGCAGUUUGCUAUAUGAGUCGUCAUCUUUUCUUGUACUAAUUUCAGAUAUUUGAUAAGCUCUUUUUAUGGUUUACAAGUUUAAAAAGACAAAUAAAACUUUGUAGA